Closterium sp. Naga37s-1 is the source of this 196-nucleotide messenger RNA. Lineage: Eukaryota; Viridiplantae; Streptophyta; Zygnematophyceae; Desmidiales; Closteriaceae. The record is from the annotation of a GenBank genome assembly.
UAAAGGAUGGAGAUGGAGAAGAGGGAAAGGGUUUAAGGUGGAAAGGUUGAAGGAAAAGGUGAGGGACUGGGGGAGAGCACCAGACGUGAGUAGUGGGGGAGAGGGAGGGGCACGUAAGGCAGGCUGUCGGAAUACGCUACUUCCUCUGGAACCUCCCUCUCUUUUGACCUGUCUCUCCACUGCCUUUUCUUGCUGA